Messenger RNA from Hevea brasiliensis (rubber tree), 709 nucleotides. Its product is annotated as photosystem I reaction center subunit IV A, chloroplastic. The record is from RefSeq and is a predicted model, not a curated record. The transcript is spliced from 3 exons. Gene Ontology annotation, cellular component: photosystem I; photosystem I reaction center. Gene Ontology annotation, biological process: photosynthesis. Lineage: Eukaryota; Viridiplantae; Streptophyta; Magnoliopsida; Malpighiales; Euphorbiaceae. The coding region runs from base 129 to 554 and encodes 141 amino acids.
ACAAAAUAAAAAAAUGGAAAUUCUGUGUUCAUUAAUUCAAAGCCUCUCAAUGCCCGUUCUUUUUUUUAGAACUCAUCACUUUUAUUUUCCAUUAGAGAGAAAAGAGAGUGAGAUUAGUGAGGCAGAACAUGGCUAGCUGCAGCAUGGCAUCUGCUGCUUCAGGUUUCUUGUUAACUCCUAACGUUGCAGCCAACACCAACUCAGGUUCUAGGAGCAGCAACAUGGUGUUUUUCCCUUCAAAGAACAACAAUUCAAGGCUUGUUGUGAGGGCAGCUGAGGAGGGUGCAGCAGCAGCAGCAACACCUGCCACCACCACAGCACCAGCAGAAGGUGAAGCUCCAAAACCUAAGCCACCACCAAUUGGACCCAAGAGAGGAACCAAGGUAAAGAUUCUCAGGAGGGAAUCCUACUGGUACAAUGGUAUAGGAUCUGUUGUAGCUGUUGAUCAGGACCCCAAAACACGCUACCCAGUUGUGGUUCGAUUCGACAAAGUUAAUUAUGCGAAUGUAUCUACAAACAACUAUGCAUUGGAUGAAAUCGAAGAAGUUAAAUGAGUGUGAUGAGUUCCUAAUGUAAUUUUGAUUUUCAUAUCACUCCACUGUUUAUUUCAUGAAUCCGUAGUCAUUUUCUGUCUUAUUCCAUUAUUAUGUUUCAUUUCUGCUGCUGCAAAAUCAAUAGAGAAAUGCUCAAGUAGGGUUCUAAUUGGCUA